AUGCGAAUUCAAUCGGAAACAAUUGAGUUGACAAAGGAUGAGAAGGGAGUCGUCGGCAUUUCUAUAGGCGGCGGUGGUCCCUAUUGCCCUUGUGUCUAUGUUGUUCAAGUGUUCGAUAAGUCACCCGCUUUUAAAGAUGGACGGAUUCGAUGUGGAGAUGAGAUAGUGGCAAUCAAUGGGAUCACAGUGAAAGGAGAACGAAAAUCAGCGGUUGCACAACUGAUUCAAGUCAGCUUGAAUCCUGUUAAGAUCACAAUAAACAAACUGGACGACGCCAACACGAAAGGAAAAACCCUAGAUAUUCUAAUCAAGAAAGUAAAACACAAAGUGGUGGAAUUCAUGGAUCAAGACUCUGCAGAUGCUCUGGGAUUAUCUCGAGCUAUUCUCACAAAUGAUCCAUUGGCUGAAAAGGAAAAAAUUCUAGAGGAAAAUUCAGAAUUCUAUAGGCAUUUGGUCGCUUAUUUUGGGGAUAUGUUUCAGUAUCAACAGAAGAUUUCCGAUUGUCAGAAAGAAUUCGGUUCGAUAUUCUGUGACCUGGCAGCCCAUGAAAAACAACAGACAGCCAACGAAGCAUUCAGUGAAUUCGGGGAUAAACACCGAAUGAUUGCCAAAAAACAAUCGGAAUCUGCAGUUCCCCUUCAGAAAAUGGUAUCAGAUCUACAAGUUUAUAUAGAUCAUGUCGUACCGGAUACUCGAUUGACAAUCAAGAAAUAUCUGGAUGUGAAGUACGAGUAUCUCUCGUAUUGUCUCAAAUUGAAGGAGUUGGAUGAUGAGGAAGUCGAGUUCAUUGCCAUUCAGGAGCCAUUGUAUCGAGUCGAGACUGGAAAUUAUGAGUAUAGAAUGAUGCUCCGUUGCCGUCAAGAAUGUCGUACCCGAUUCAUGAAGAUGCGAGAUGACGUCAUGGUUAAAAUAGAGCUACUCGAUCAGAAACAUGUCAGAGACAUUGCUCAACACCUCGCAACUUUUGCCAAGACAAUGGCCAAGUGUCAUUUGGAAUGUGCUGAAAUUCUGAAGGAUCGGAUAGAUGUUCCGAUUGAAAUCGAUUUGGAGCAGUUGAAUAUAAGUAUGACAUCGAAUGGAGGGAAGAGAGAUAUUGAAGAAGGCGAAGAGGCAGUGGUGUUGAAUGAUAAUCCAUUGGAAGGUGACUUAAUCGACGUGGAUGGAAGUGCGGAACCAAUUAUCCGAGAGUCUAGAAUUACUCUGCAGAGGAAUUCAAUCGGAGACACUUCUCAACCAUUGCUUGGAUCGGAUUCUCCAUUGGAAGAGUUGUCGCUUAUUGAUAUUAGUUAA
This is a messenger RNA of Caenorhabditis remanei, 1290 nucleotides long. RefSeq lists its product as uncharacterized. Lineage: Eukaryota; Metazoa; Nematoda; Chromadorea; Rhabditida; Rhabditidae. Gene Ontology annotation, molecular function: phospholipid binding; protein kinase C binding; protein domain specific binding. Gene Ontology annotation, cellular component: synaptic vesicle; postsynaptic density; neuron projection. Gene Ontology annotation, biological process: positive regulation of receptor internalization; receptor clustering; regulation of Arp2/3 complex-mediated actin nucleation. The record is from RefSeq and is a predicted model, not a curated record. The transcript has 6 exons. The coding region runs from base 1 to 1290 and encodes 429 amino acids.